Messenger RNA from Rattus norvegicus (Norway rat), 1263 nucleotides. It is a transcript of the gene Sdf2, whose product is annotated as stromal cell derived factor 2. Gene Ontology annotation, biological process: protein refolding. Bases 265 to 924 code for a protein of 219 amino acids. NCBI's taxonomy places the organism in Eukaryota, Metazoa, Chordata, Mammalia, Rodentia, Muridae. Gene Ontology annotation, cellular component: protein-containing complex; extracellular region; protein folding chaperone complex. Gene Ontology annotation, molecular function: misfolded protein binding. The transcript has 3 exons. The record is from RefSeq and is marked validated.
CCUGUCACUAGGAGUGGGAGGGUCAUUUCCUGAUCUUUUUCUCUCCGGUGUCUAGGGCUUUGGUUCCGAGUCCGCGAACGCAGACUGAAGACACAUAAGGAACGCAGCUGCCACAGAGCACCCAGAACAAAGCGGGGCCAGCGUGUUCCUUAAGCCGCUCUAGCCAAAGGAACCAUAAAGAUUCAGGUUAAGGAGUCUUCACUUCCAUCUUGGCGUAGUUCUGCCCUUGGCUUCCGGUUCCGGGGAAGGGCCUAAUUUUCUUGGAUGAUUAGGGCUCUCGGAUCUAGGAUGGCUGUCUUGUCGCUUCUGUUGUUGGGUGGUUUGUGGAGCGCUGUGGGAGCGUCCAACAUGGCUGUCGUUACUUGCGGCUCCGUGGUGAAGCUACUCAAUAUACGCCACAAUGUCCGACUGCACUCUCACGACGUGCGCUACGGGUCAGGUAGUGGGCAGCAGUCAGUGACAGGUGUGACCUCUGUGGAUGACAGCAACAGUUACUGGAGGAUACGGGGGAAGACAGCUACAGUGUGUGAAAGGGGAACACCCAUCAAAUGCGGGCAGCCCAUCCGGCUGACACACAUCAACACAGGUCGAAACCUGCACAGCCACCAUUUCACUUCACCUCUCUCUGGAAACCAGGAAGUGAGUGCCUUUGGUGAAGAAGGUGAAGGUGACUAUCUGGAUGACUGGACAGUGCUCUGUAAUGGACCUUACUGGGUGAGAGACGGGGAAGUGAGGUUCAAACAUUCUUCCACCGACGUACUCCUGUCUGUCACAGGAGAACAGUACGGUCGACCCAUAAGUGGACAAAAAGAAGUACAUGGUAUGGCCCAGCCAAGUCAGAACAACUACUGGAAGGCCAUGGAAGGCAUUUUCAUGAAGCCCAGUGAGUUGCUGAGGGCAGAGGUCCAUCAUGCAGAGCUGUGACUCUAAAUCCUCUGAGCCACUGUCGCCACACAGUGUUUGUAGACAUCUGCUGCUGCUUCACCAUGGGAUCCCUGCUCCUGGUCCUCUGAGUGUGCUUCAUUUGGACCUGCAGUCCUUCACACUUGAAAUGGUUGCUCUCCCAGGUUUAGUCAGUUCUCAGGAGAGGACUCGUCUGUGAAGGCAGGGCUACCUUCAUUCAUGCUGGUAAAAGAAGUUGAGGAACUUGCCUGUCUUAAGUUAAGCUGGGAAGGUUAACUCCACAGGAGCUUGGCAUCAUGAUUUUCCCCCGUUUUGUCUAUCUCCAAAAUGAUGAAUAAAAAAUAAAAAGAAUUUUAUUCA